This is a messenger RNA of Oreochromis aureus, 24781 nucleotides long. It is a transcript of the gene dst, whose product is annotated as dystonin. The coding region runs from base 203 to 23935 and encodes 7910 amino acids. Gene Ontology annotation, cellular component: membrane; cytoskeleton; cytoplasm. The record is from RefSeq and is a predicted model, not a curated record. Lineage: Eukaryota; Metazoa; Chordata; Actinopteri; Cichliformes; Cichlidae. The transcript is spliced from 97 exons. Gene Ontology annotation, biological process: hemidesmosome assembly; intermediate filament cytoskeleton organization; cytoplasmic microtubule organization. Gene Ontology annotation, molecular function: calcium ion binding; structural molecule activity; microtubule binding.
UCUGAGUGGAGCCAGCUUUAUGUCUGGCUGCCCUGCUAAGCGCUGCUUACGGUGCUCUACUUGCAAAGCUGUCAAUGGCUUCAUGUCGAUGGGAUCCUGCUUUUUUAGAUCGAGUAGAACUUACUGGAUACUUCGCCUGAAAACCGGUCGCUGUUUGGAGCUUAACAUUGUGGAUGUUUAGGAUACCAUAUGAUUUACAGCCAUGGGAAACACCUGUGGUUGUGUUCGGGGUCCGAAAGAGGAAUAUUAUUUGGACCCCAAAAAGGCUCCUUUGAGAGCUGAAUCCAAAGAUCUUAAAGGUCGCCGCUAUUUUCAGAGGAAAAAAAGGAAAUCGGAAGACUUAAAGCCUGCUGGAUCUCUCAGAAGUCCUGAAAGUGAGACUUUCGUUACAACCAAGGCAAUCUGCAGUGGUGGAGAGCGUAAAAAUGACCCAGAUGGCAACACAGGAGAAAACCAAACCGAGCUGGAUGAGCCAUCAGGAGUGGACAAACCUCUAUCUAGGCAAGACAGCAUCAGCAAAGGUGUUUAUGUUGGAGAAAUACCAGUUCUGAUCCUUCGGGAUGGUCAGACUCAACCUCUUGCCACAAGGUUAACGUGCAGGUUGGAAAAGUUUUCUACAAACCAGGCAGAUGGUGACAGAAGGAGGUCCUCUGUGGAAGAGAAGCUCCAUGGUGUCAGCACUACUUCCAAAGGUGUCCCGGCUAAGGAGGGUUUGCUUGUAAAGAAGCUUCUACAACGCCAGUUAAGGAGGGCGGUUAGCUUUGGAGCAGUGGAGCACACGCUACGGACACUGAGGGGUAAUGACAGACCUGGAAGUGAGGAAACCUUUGCCAAGAUUAUAUGGGGCUCUCAAGCACACCGAAGGAGGAGACGGAGGGCCUACACCUGCUCUGGUUACGUAGAACAUGCUCCAACUCUGGCCAAAUGUAUUUCCAGCCAACACGAGAUCUCGGAGAUCCAUGUGACGGGAGAAUCCGAGGACAUGACAGCCAAGGAGAGACUGCUGCUCUGGUCCAAGCAGAUGACAGAGGGCUACGUAGGUGUGCGAUGUGAAAAUUUCACAACCUCCUGGAGGGAUGGGAGGCUAUUUAAUGCCCUUAUUCACAAAUACAGACCGGACCUUGUGGACAUGAGCCGUGUGUCAACACAGACCAACCGAUCAAAUUUAGAAGACGCGUUUUGUGUAGCUGAACAGCUGGGGGUGGCCAGACUACUGGAUCCUGAGGAUGUUGACGUCCAGUCACCUGAUGAAAAAUCUGUCAUCACCUACGUCUCAACACUGUACGAUGCCUUCCCCAAAGUACCCGAUGGAGUUGAAGGAGUUAGUCCUAAUGACGUUGAUAUCAAAUGGGUCGAGUACCAGAACAUGAUCAAAUACCUCAGCCAGUGGAUCAAACACAAUGUGGCCAUAAUGUCAAGUAGAUCAUUCCCCAAUAACCCUGUAGAACUCAAGGCACUUUAUACACAAUAUCUUCAAUUCAAAGAACAUGAAAUCCCACAAAAAGAAAAUGAGAAAACAAAAAUCAAAAAUCUCUACAAAAUGCUCGAGAUGUGGAUCGAGUUUGGACGUCUUCAGUUACCCCCGGGUCAUCAUCCGAAUGAUGUGGAGAAGGAAUGGGGUAAACUAAUUGUCGCCAUGCUGGAAAGAGAGAAGAGCCUGAGGCCAGAGGUGGAAAGGCUUGAAAUGUUGCAGCAGAUUGCCAACAGGGUUCAGCGGGACUGUGUUAACGGCGAGGACAAGCUUGCACUGGCGAGAACGGCCCUGCAGUCUGAUGCAAAACGUCUUGAGUCUGGUAUUCAGUUCCUAAAUGAAGCUGAGAUUGCUGGCUACCUGUUGGAGUGUGAGAAUAUUCUCAGACAACAAGUAGUGGAUAUCCAGAUUCUCCUGGAUGGAAAAUUCCCAUUUGCAGAUCAGCUUGUCCAAAGGGUGUCAAAACUCCGCGAUGAUCUUCUAGCCCUGAGAGCUGAAUGCUCCUCUGUGUACAGCAAAGGCCGCACCCUGACUACAGAGCAAACCAAAAUGAUGAUCUCAGGCAUCACACAGAGUCUGAACUCUGGCUUCUCACAGAGCAUUAACACUAACCUGACACCAGCCCUUACUCCUGCACUCACCCCAGGGGGAGUAGGUACCCCUGGGUCCACCUUCACCUCGAGCCUUACGCCGUGCCUCACCCCAUCCUUGACUCCUGCCUUGACCCCGAGUCUGCAGCCUGCAUCAAUCCAGAGCUACAUGGGGAGCGGUGGUGGCAUGGACCCAAGUAGCCUCAGGCAUUUGAAAAACAUGCAGAUCCGGAAGCCCUUGCUGAAAUCCUCACUGGCAGACCCCAGCUUGACAGAAGAAGAGGUCAACAUGAAGUUUGUUCAGGACCUUCUAAACUGGGUAGAAGAGAUGCAGAUGGAGCUGGAGCGUUCAGAUUGGGGAUCUGAUAUGCCAAGUGUGAAAAUGAAUUUAGAUAACCACAAAAAUGUACACAGAGUGAUCGAAGAAUUCCAAAUGAGUCUUAAAGAAGCCAAACUAAGUGAAAUUCAGAUGACGAUGCCUUUAAAGCUCAGCUAUUCAGACAAACUGAACAAACUGGAAAAGCAGUAUGAACGACUCUUGAGCUCAUCCAGGGAGCGGCAAAGCCACCUGGAGAGCCUGCAUGACUUUGUGUCACAGGCAACUCAAGAGCUCAUCUGGCUGAACGAGAAGGAGGAAGAGGAGGUUGCCUUUGACUGGAGCGAUCGCAACAUUAACAUCUCCAAAAAAAGGGAUUACCACACUGACCUGAUGAGGGAGCUGGAUGAAAAGGAGGAAGCCAUCAAGUCUGUGCAGGACAAGGCAGAGCGCCUUAUGCUCAAGAACCACCCAGCCAGGCUAACUAUUGAAGCAUACAAAGCUGCAAUGCAGACCCAGUGGAGCUGGAUUUUACAGCUCUGCUCAUGUGUCGAACAACAUCUCAAGGAGAACGCUAUUUAUUUUGAGUUUUUCAGUGAUGCCAAAGAGUCCAUGGAUUACCUAAAAAAUUUGCAGGAUUCAAUUCAAAGAAAGUACAGCUGUGAUCGAACAAGUACCCUACACAGACUGGAGGAUCUCAUUCAGGAGUCCAUGGAUGAGAAAGAGCAGCUCCUUCAGUACCGCAGCACUGUGGCUGGGCUGGUGGGCAGGGCUAAAAAUAUUGUGCAGCUCAAGCCCAGAAACCCUGAAAAUCCACUGAGAUCCUCCAUCCCUGUUAAAGCGAUCUGUGAUUAUCGUCAGAUAGAGAUUACCAUUUAUAAAGAGGACGAGUGCGUACUGGCCAAUAACUCUCACCGGGCUAAGUGGAAAGUCAUCAACCCAGCAGGGAAUGAGGCGAUGGUUCCCUCUGUUUGCUUCACUGUUCCUCCACCCAACAAAGAGGCCGUUGAUAUGGCUUCAAGAACUGAGCAGCUAUAUCAGAAUGUCCUGGCACUGUGGCACCACUCCCACGUCAACAUGAAGAGUGUGGUGUCUUGGCACUAUCUAACGGCUGACAUUCAAGCCAUCCGCAACUGGAAUGUGGCUUCAAUAAAGACCAUGUUGCCAGGUGAGCAUCAGCAGGUCUUGAGCAACCAGCAGUCCCACUUUGAUGAGUUCCUGGAAGACAGCAAGGAGUCAGAGGUAUUCACUGUGGCGGACUGCGCACAGCUCGAGAGAGACGUGGCGGCGUGUAAGGAGUACUACCAGGAACUGCUCAGAUCCGCAGAGAGAGAGGAACACGAGGAGUCGGUGUACAACCACUACAUCUCGGAAAUACGCAACUUCCGUAUGCAUCUGGAGGCCCAUGAAGAACACCUGAUCAGGCAAAUACGCUCACCCCUGGAAAGAGAUGACCUGGAGCAGAGUCUGCAGCGUAUCACAGAGCAUGAGAGGAAGACGGCAGAGCUGAAUAAGCUGAAGGAGGAUCUGGAUGCCAUGAAGGACAAGUGUGAGCUGUUCCUCAGACAGGCCGCGGGUUCUCCGUCUGUGGCAACGCUCUCAUCUGAGCUCACAGUCCUCAUUCAGAGCAUGAGCCAAGUGUACUCCAUGUCUUCCAUUUAUAUGGACAAAUUAAAAACUGUGAGUUUAGUGGUGAAGCACAGUCAGAGUGCAGAGGCGCUUGUUAAGGCCUAUGAAUCCAAACUCUACGAAGAAGAUGCCAUGAACCCUGAUGUCAAAUCCAUUGAAAAUGUCAUUUCCACACUAAAGCACUGGCGGACAGAGAUUGAUGAGAGACAGGAGGUAUUCCAUGACAUGGAGGAUGAGCUGCAGAAGGCGCGCCUCAUCAGUGACCGCAUGUUUAAAGCGCACAACGAGCGCGACUUUGACCUCGACUGGCACAAAGAAAAGGCGGAUCAGUUGAGCGAGAGGUGGCAGAACAUCCACUCCCAGAUCGAUAGCAGGCUCCGAGACCUGGAUGGUAUCAGCAAAUCUUUGAAGCACUACAGAGACUCCUAUAGCAGCCUUGAUGAAUGGGUUAGAGACAUGGAGGCAGCACAGCUGAAGGCCCAAGAACACAAACCUGAGGAUAGCAAGGCACUGGCUGAGCUGUUAAACAAACAAAAAAUCCUUGUUGCUGAAAUUGAGCAGAAACAGAGCAGUAUCGACGAGUGUCAAAAGUACUCCGAGCAGUACUCAUCUGCUGUUAAGGAUUAUGAACUUCAGCUGAUGACGUUCAGAGCGAUGGUCGACUCCCAGCACAAAUCUCCUCUCAAGAAACGGAGGAUGCAGAGUUGUUCUGAUGCCAUUCAGCAGGAGUUUAUGGAUCUCCGAACGCGCUACACUGCUCUGGUGACUCUGAUGACUCAGUAUGUGAAGUUUGCCAGCGAAACACUGAAGAGAACUGAGGACGAAGAGAGAUCUGUUGAUGAGGAGAAGAGAGAGCAUGGUGAUAAGGUUAACAAACUAUUGCAGUGGAUGUCCAAUGUGAAACAGACCGUGAGCAAUGGUGGGGAUGCUCUGAAAGAUAGUAAUGCCAACACAGAUGCUUCUAAUAAGCCGCAGGUGUCAGUGGAGGAAAUGGUCACUAAAAAGGAACAAAUUGCAGAAGCACUGAGGUCCACACAAACGAUGCUAAACAAACACAGUGACAAAAUGACAGAAGAGGAAAGAAAGAAGGCCCAAGAGCAGCUACAGUCUCUCACUCAGGCCUACAAUGAACUCUCUCAGCAGUGUUCAGAUCAGACUCCCUCUGCAGAUGAGGAUUUCAAACCCCUUGAUAGGAUUGGGACUGGAAUGAGUGGCCUGAUUGAACAGAGAGGCUUGGUUAAUCUCCAAGGGGCCCUCCUAACCUCCAACCUCUCUGAACCCCAGCUCCAUCUGGGGUGUGACGAUGCUAUCGAAGAAAAUCGCAUCUACACAUCAACGCUGAAUCACUUGCCAGUAUUGAAUGAUUCAAGCAAAUGCAUACAGAGUUCACAUGUCUCCUCUGUGUCCCUGUCAGACAUAGCAGCAGCUAGAGAAGGGUCCAUGUGUGAAGAUAUGAUCAUAAAGAUAAUAGAGGCCAGCCAGGUCAGUGAUGAAGUGAAGAUGUGCUACACAGGGGACACGAUGACCCUGGAGAAGGCAUUUCAGUGUGGUUUAAUUCCUGCUUCUGUCUAUGUAAACAUCCUUCAGAGGAAAAAGUCUCACCAGGAUAUGAUAACUCCUAGCACUGCAGAAAGUCUGUCGUUUUUAGAGCCUGAAGAGGAGGGUGAAGCUUGUGAGGUUAAUAAACUGAUAUUCAAGGGCCUCAGCAGAAAGAGAUCAGAGACAUCAGAGAGGAAUAUUAGCAGUGUGACUUCGGGUGGUUUUAGUAAUCAGGAGAUUAUGGUGAGGUUGUUAGGUGCUCAGGGGGAUCUAGAAGGUCAGAAUGAAACUGAGGUGUCAGAUGGUAACUUCCAGAAUGCUGGAGGUGGGCUGAAGGUGGAUGCGGCCAUUCAGUGUGACUUGAUGAGCUCCAGCAGCACACUCAUCGUGCUGGGAAAUCAGCAACAGUUCAUGGGACUUGCGUUGCCUCACUCUGGGGAAAUCCAAACGGUGUCUACCUCGCAUGAAUCUGAUUGUCAAAGCACCUCCAGUGAGUUUACCUGCAGACUUUUUACUAAUCGGGGGAAAAUAGCAGCAUUUUACAUUCCGGAAAAUUCAGAGGUGAUCGAUAUCACUACCGCUAUUCAAAAUGGUUGGCUCGACAGUCACACAGCAGAGGUUCUGAAAUCCAUAGAGAUCCCAGAUGUGCUGCCAGAUGUUGAUCACCUUAGUGAAAAGUUUUCAUCUUGGCUCACUUAUAAAAAGCUGGCAGUUGAUGGGUGGCCUCAUGAUGGUUCCGAAGUUAAUCUCCCCUCUCCCACGGAAGCAAAACAGUUAUUCAUCUCAUACUUAAUGAUGAACAGUUAUAUUGAUCCAAAGUCAGAACAGAGGGUUUUGAUACUUGAUGAUCAGUUAAAUAAAAUGGCUCAAGCUUUUCUUGAGGACCGGCUAUUUUAUCUGAACGAUGAUGAAGGUUUGACUGAUCUGACUUUAGAUGCCGAAAAUCCUUUUGAAGACACAGAUUCUGAGAUGUCGCUACACAUAAAUGAUGAAUCAGAGGACUUAAUAAAAAACACAGAGGAUGUGUUUGAUCGCCGUGACUUUGUUUCCCAGACCGGCGGGAGAAUCACCUUUGAUGAAAACACACAACACACAUUUGAGCCCCAUAAUUUCGUUUCCUCUGGCAAUGGAAGAAUAACCUUUGAUGAAAAAUCUAAUAAAAAUGAUAAAGCUUCAAAACACGAUCAUGCCAGGGACCUUUUAGUGAAUAGUGACAUUGAUAUUGACACCAGAGGUGUAGAGGUGGAAAACGUGUUUGAAAAUGGCACAUGGUGGACAAAGUCAGAUCAGUUUGAAGAAGACAUUUCUGGAAAUACUUUAGAAAAGGAGGCCGGAGAUUAUGCCAGGGAAGAUCUUGAUAUUCCAGGUUCUCUACAUGUGUCAGUCCCUCACACAUUUUGCUCUGGGGAAAGCAGAAAUAUUAGCUCACCUUCAGUGAUGAUUGACUCUGAGUCCUCAUUUAGAUCUUGCCAUCAGGUGCCACCACACUAUAAGGCUAAGUGCUUUGAAACAACAACAAGUCUUCAUAUUGAACAACCUCAGUUUUUAAGCUCUGAGGACUCGGUGGAGGGUGGAAAUGAGCGGAAGAGUGCUAUUGAGCUUCUGAAAACCCAAAUGGAGGAAGAGGGCAUUUUGGACGUCACCUCUGGGAAAUGUUAUAACCUGCAGGAAGCUCUUAAUAAAGGAUUAGUGGAUGAUAAGAUGGUACUAGAGCUGCAUGACUCGCAGUCAGAUGAAAAAACUCCCAUCCUAAUGGAUGAGACAGACAGAUUUUCUGGAUUAAAACAGGCAUUGUCAAGCAGAUGUCACACAGAGCAGAGCUUUUUGAGGUCUCAUUGCAGCAGGAGCAUUGGUGAUUCACUCCUGCUUGAAUUAGUCAAGGAUUCAGAUUCGCAAGGCAACUUUUACCCAGAGGAAAACCGUGUUUACUCUCUUUCUGAAGAUCAAGAUCUGGGUUUAAUUCAUGCAGCUGAAAUUCACAAAGCUGAAAACACACAGCAGGUGAUUUCAAGGAAUGCUGCUGUCACGGUGCUUGAUUUAGCCAAAGAAGAGGCUAAUAACAAGGAAGGAGAGAGUGAAAAUAGAAAUCCAGAGUUAGCGUGUAAGGCAGUGGGGAGUGUAGAAACAAUGACUAAUAAAGUACAUCUUUCCCUUCCAUCAGAAAGUGGUAACAUGCCUCAGAUGAUCUCACCCUCUGUAUGGAAUCAGGUUACAGCAGAGCGUACCAAUCAUAUAGAAAAAUUGCCUUUAGGGGCUGAAGACAGUGAGUCACACACCUUAAUGGAUAGUGAGCUGACAGGAAAAAUCUCCAGCAUCAAUACUGAUUCCAAAAGCCAGACUCAGUCUGCCGCUUUUGCUUAUCACUCCAGUAAAUCUGACAGCACACCCAGUGAUGAUGAUAUUUUCAGUGAUGGAUAUGAUACCAGUGUAAGAAAUCAGACAUUCAUUCAGAGUGAAACCGGCACGUCGGUUUCAUUUUGCAGUGCUUUGUCUUUGGAAGCUAGAGUGGAAGAUGAAAGUGGGGUUCGGUCAACUUUGGGCAGUGAUCCAGCUCCAAGUGUGGAUUACACAUCGCUCGGGGAUUUGGUUGAGGGUGCAGUCAUCUCGGUUUCCAGGGGUAAUUGUAACUCCGUGAAAAACAGGGCAGAAGAUGUCAGAAUUGCAUUACGUCAGCAAGCAGAAAGUGAUUAUAGUGAUGAAUCUGAGCCCAGCAGCUGUCAGAGAGAUCAGAGCCUGAUUGCAGCUGUUUGUGAAAGACCUCCAGAACAGCAGAGCUCCUCUUCUGAAAUACCUGCUGUUUACAGCAGCAUAACAACAACAAAUACCAUCAAUCACAGCAACUAUGAUAUUGAAGAUACAGUCCUGACUCCUAAAGAUUUCUUAGGGUUUACAGAUGGUGGAGCAGGUGAUUCUGAGAGGCCUUCCCUAGAGAAGCAAAAUGAUGACAUUCUCACUAUUGAUGGUGAACAGAUCUCCAUAGCUUUCUGUCAGCGAGAUCAGAGCCUGAUUGCAGCUGCUUGUGAAAGACCUCCACAACAGCAGAGCUCCUCGUCUGAGUUACCUGCUAUUUACAGCAGCAUAACAGCAACAAAUACCAUCUUGCACAGCAACAAUGACAUUGAAGAUUCAGCCCUGACUCCUAAAGAUUUGUUUGGGUCGGCCCAUGGUGGUGCAGGUGAUGCCGAGAGGCUUUUCCAAGAGAGGGGAAACAAUGACAUUCUCACUAUUGAUGCUGUACCUCUCUGUCAGGGAGAUCAGAGCCUGAGCUCACCUGUUUGUGAAGGACCACAACAGCAGAGCUCCUCUUCUGAGUUACCUGCUGUUUAUUGCAGCAUAACAGCAACAAAUACAAUCGAUCACAGCUACAGUGAUUUAGUCCUGACUCCUAAAGAUUUGUUAGGGUUUACUUGUGGCCUUACAAGUGAUGCUGAGAGGCUUUCCCAAAACAGGCAAAACAAUGACAUUCCCACUGUUAAUGCUGAACAGAUCUCCGUAUCUCUCUGUCAGAGAGAUCGGAGCCUGAGUGCAGCUGUUUGUGAAGGACCACAACAGCAGAGUUCCUCUUCUGAGUUACCUGCUGUUUACAGCAGCAUAACAGCAACAAAUACCAUCAAUCACAGCAACAAUGAUAUUGAAGAUUCAGCCCUGACUCCUAAAGAUUUGUUAGGGUCUUCCCAUGGAGGUGCAGGUGAUCCUGAGAGGCUUUCCCAAGAGAGGGAAAACAAUGACAUUCUCACUACUGAUGCUGUACCUCUCUGUCAGAGAGAUCGGAGCCUGAGUGCAGCUGUUUGUGAAGGACCACAACAGCAGAGUUCCUCUUCUGAGUUACCUGCUGUUUACAGCAGCAUAACAGCAACAAAUACCAUCAAUCACAGCAACAAUGAUAUUGAAGAUUCAGCCCUGACUCCUAAAGAUUUGUUAGGGUCUUCCCAUGGAGGUGCAGGUGAUCCUGAGAGGCUUUCCCAAGAGAGGGAAAACAAUGACAUUCUCACUACUGAUGCUGUACCUCUCUGUCAGAGAGAUCGGAGCCUGAGUGCAGCUGUUUGUGAAGGACCACAACAGCAGAGCUCCUCUUCUGAGUUACCUGCUGUUUACAGCAGCAUAACAGCAACAAAUACCAUCAGUCACACCAACAAUGAGACCGAAGAUUCCGUCCUAACUCCUAAAGAUUUGUUAGGGUCUUCCCAUGGUGAUUCAGAUGAUGCUGAGAGGUUUUCCCAAGAGAGGGAAAACAAUGACAUUUUCACUAUUGAUGCUGAGCAGAUCCCUGUAUCUCUCUGUCAGAGAGAUCGGAACCUGAGUGCAGCUGUCUGUGAAAAACCUCCACAACAGCAGAGCUCCUAUUCUGAGAUAUCUUCUGUUAAUAGAGACAUAACAACAAGUACUAUCAACCAAAGCUACUAUGAUAUUGAAGAUUCAGCCCUGACUCCUAAAGAUUUGUUCGGGUCAACACAUGGAGGGGGAGGUGAUGCUGAGAGGCUUUCCCCAGAGAAGCAAAAUGAUGACAUUUUUAAUAUUGAUGCUGAACAGAUUUCUGCAUCUCUCUGCCAAAGUGGUGCACCUGUUUGUGAAAGACCUCCACAAAAGCUGAGCUCCUCUUCUGAGAUACCUGCUGUUUUAACAGCAACAGAUACUGUUAAUCACAGCAGCAAUGAUGCUGAAGAUUUAGUCAUGACUCCUAAAGACUUGUUAGAGUCAGCGCUUGGUGUUACAGGUGAUGCUGAGAGGCUUUUCCCAGAGAGGCAAAACAAGAGCAUUUUCGCUAUUGAUACUGAACAGAUCUCUGCAUCACGAACGGACACAGACGAUCCUGAUAGUGAUAGAAAUGUCUCCUGUUUAAAUCCAUUGUUUCCCUUAUCAGACAUUAACUUUGGACAGCCUGGAAGUAGAAUAGGAGAAGAGAUGAGGUCUGAUCCUCAAGAAGAGGAUCAAAGUUUAGAAGCGUGUGUUUCUGUGGAUACUCACACAGUUACGGAUUUCCUGUCCGAGAGCAGCAUAAUACCUGUUGUUUCCUCUUCAGGCCCAUCAGUGUUUUCUAAUCCUGGAAAGACAUAUGCAGAUGACCAGGGGGAAGAUAUUACACACAAUGAUAAGAGCAGUGGUUUGGAAAGGGCACAAGCUCAAGAUUCUCAAGAUGCCCUUGCUAUAGAUAAGAAUACUGCACAAUCUUUAGAUAAAAGCAGUUUCCACGAGAGUAGCACAUCUCAAGGACUCACAGAGAGCAGUCACCCAGAUCACCUCAUGAAUUUACUGAAGCAAAAUUCUCUCAGUUUAGACAGCGAGGACACGAGGAAAGCAAAACUGAUAUGCCCGGAAGAAAGAGGAGGUCAAGAGACAGAGCAGUCUGAUGCUCCAAAUAUCCAGCUGCAGCUGCUGCAGGUUUUUAAGACUGUUUCCACAAGCCAAGACCUUUCAGUGCUUAAGGAAGUGAUGGAUACCCUCAGCAGCGCUCUGGGGUGUGAGUCACAGCAGGAACAGUGGCACACACUGGAGAGCAUCAAAGAGGAAAGUUCAGAGGGAGAGGAUGAGGAGUCAGGAGAGGAUGACGGUGCUCCAAAGAGUCACCAACCAUCUGUUGAGGCCUCUGCCAGCUCAGAUGGCUGCAAAGUUGAGCUGUUCUCCAUCCACGAUUAUUUGGAGUGUGUCGGGAGACUGCAGGAUCACUCUGAUGUUUUAGAAGAUGCCAGAAAAGACCUCACAAUCCCAAUACCCACAGACAACAGCAUGGAAGAAUUGCAGAACCAAAUAGAGGAAUGUCAGUCUCUGCAGUCUCAGCUUUCUAGUCUGGCUGAUGUUCUGACAGUAGAUAUGGAGAAAGCCAAACAACUCAUAAACUCUGCUGAUGAAGACGUUCCCCAGCAAAUCCACCACGACUUGGCCUCGAUAUAUCUGGAGUUAGAGCCAAAUUUUACUGCUGUGUCUCAGAUGUGUGCAGAAAGAAGCAACUCUCUGAUUCAAGCGAUGGAAACAGGGAAGGUACAUUUGGAAUCAACAUAUCAGCAGCAUCUCAGUGAUCUCAAUACGCUGGCGGGGCUCAUUCAAACUAACUCUAAGAUGUUGGGUGUGGAUUUGAAUACAUGUGAUGUGGACACUUUGAAACAUCUGAGCCAGCAGAAUAAGGACAUGGAGGACCAUCUGCAAAAAGAAGCCAGGCUCAAGUUAGAGGAUGUCACGUUUGAUAUCCAGUGCUUUAUUUCAGAGCACACUCAGUUCCUGAGUCCGGCUAAGAGUAGCUACCUCCUCAAGUUCCUCAGCACCACUCAGCGAGCAUUCAGAGACCAGAUAGAAAGGCUUGUAACACAGAAGAGUGCCUUAGAUGUCCUGCUUGACGCCAGAGAGAGAGAAAGCAUGGCAGAGUCUUUAUUGGAGAAACAGAAGGAGUUUACAGACAAGUUGGCGGACAUGUGCGAUAAUCUCACGCUGACCGAGAACCGCCUGAUUGGCCAUAAGCAACAGGCUGAAAAUGCUGAGAGUAUUACAGACCUGCAGCAGUACCAGCAGGAGGAUCAGGCUCUCCAAAAAGACGUGUUGACAAACGCCAGUGCCUUAAAUGACGUGAUCAGCAGUACUAAUAAAUUUCUCCAGGAAAACCGAAGCAAGAUGACACCAGAUCAAAUCGCCGCUAUUGAAAGCAAGCUGGAAGAGGCUAAAAGCAAGGCCAAGCUCAUCAACCAGCGAGCCGAGGACUCCAGAAAAGAUUUGGAGAAAGCUGUCACGACAGCCAUACAGCAGGAGAGCGAAAAGGCAGCAGCUGUCGAACAGCUUGAAGAGAGUAAGAGCAAAAUUGAAGGUCUUCUGGACUGGAUUUCCAAUGUAGGAAAUAAAAACAAGAGCAGCCUGGAUCAAACAGACCAUGUAAGUCAAGAAAAUGGAAACCUGCCAGAAGAACCUUCAGCUAAGGGACUGAUAACAGAGGAUGAUGAUGCCAACGGAAACGCUUUGCAGACCACUGACAAGGAUUUUGGCAGAGAGACCAAUGGCGAGAACAAUGAAUCCCCGAAUCUUGAUAAGCAGUACCAAAGGCUCAAGGCCCAUCACCAGGAGAUUCUGUCCCAGCAGCAGGAUCUGAUCAUGGCCACCCAGUCAGCUCAGGCUAUGCUUGACAAGCAAGCCAACGUGCUGUCUCCACAGGAGAAGGAGGCUUUGCAGAAGAACAUCCAAGAGUUAAAGGAGCGCUAUGAGACGUCCCUGACUCAGGCUGAGCAGCAGAUGAAGCAGGUGCAGUGUGUCCAGGAGGAGCUGAAGAAGUUCCAGGAUGACUGCGAGGAGUUUGAAAACUGGUUAAACCAGGCUGAAGAAGAGAUUUUGGAACUGGGAGCGCCUGCAAGCUCCCUUAAUAUCCUCAGUGAUAACCUUCAGCGACAGAAAAGUUUCUCAGAGGAUGUGAUUUCCCACAAAGGGGACCUUCGCUUCAUCACUAUUUCGGGACAGAAAGUGCUGGACGUGGCUAAGGCGUUUGGAUCGGCUGACCCGGCAGCUAAGAAUCCGCUGCUGCAUGUGGAUACUUCAGGAACCUGUUCUGCUGUCAAGGAUAAACUAGACUCAGCAGCCAGUCGAUAUAAAACACUACACUCACAGUGCAAUCUGCUUGGCAACAACCUCAAAGACGUGGUUGACAAGUACAAAAAGUAUGACGACUCAAGCACCGGUCUUUUGAAGUGGCUCAACAGCUCAGAGGAGGAGGCGAGAAAGCAGCAAUCAGAGGCCAUAGCAGCUGACCCUCAAACGCUACAGAAACAGCUGGAGGACACCAAGGUUUUACAAGGUCAGAUGAUGGGGCACCAGACUGCUAUUGAUUCUUUACGUAAAACAGCUGAGUCUUUAAUAACAUCUGAAGGUGACCUGCUGAGCAAUCCAGAUGAGAUCCAGGAGACAGUAGAUGACAUAGUGGAGCGUUACGACAACCUUUCCAAGUCUGUAAGCGAUCGAAAUGAGAAGCUGCAGAUCACCCUGACUCGCUCUAUGAGUGUUCAGGAUGGCUUGGAUGAGAUGAUGGGAUGGAUGGAGGGAGUUGAGGCCAGUGUGGAAGAAAAAGGGCAAAUAACCUUAGACUCUGCAUCUCUUGGAGGCAUCCUGAGCAAAGAAGCAGCUUUAGAGCAGGACAUAGCAAGUCGCCAGAGCAGCAUCUCAGCCAUGAAAGCCAAGGUGAAGAAGUUUGUGGAGACGGCUGAUCCCUCUGCUGCCGCGCUUCUGCAGUCUAAGAUGGACUCUCUCUCCCAGCGCUUCUCUGAUGCGUGUGAUCAGCACAGGCAAAAAAUUGCUACUCUGGAGAAGCUGAAAGAAAAGGUAGAGCAGUUUGAGAGUGUAGCCGAAAAAGUCCAGCAGUUUGUCGUGAAGCGCUCACAGGACCUGCACGAAACAGACGGCCCGGGGAAAACUUUCAAUGAACUGUCUCAGCUAAUGCAGAACACCAAAGCUGAGAUGGCUGAAUAUGCUGGUGAUUUGGAGAAGCUGCAGACUUUGUCCAAGGAGCUGUCUGAAAUAAGCCCCGAUGGAAACAAAGCCCAAAUUCAGAGCAAGCUGGACAAUCUCUCAAAUGUUUUCAGCACCUUUAAAGAUACCAUCAAAGAAAAGGAAGAGGAACUGUCAUCUUGUCAGGACCAGCUGGGAGAGUUCAGAUCUGCAGCUAGCGCUCUCACUAAGUGGCUGGAGGAGGCUAAUGACAAAGUACCUGCAGAUCAGCCAAGCAGCAGUGAGAAAACUCUGGAGAGCAACCUGCAGAUAGUCACCGGAUUACUAGAUGAAUGGACAUCCAAAGGCCCUGCUGUCCAAGACCUGAACACUAAAGGAUCGACGCUGUGCAACUUGAUUACUUUCCUCACAUCACCUGCCAAGACAAAGACUCCCAACAAGUCGGCUCUUACUAAUGGUGAUGGUCCAGCAAGCCAUACCUACCUAACCAACAAAGAGCUGAUGGUUAUUCAGCAGAACAUGUCUUCCAUCAAUGAGGGGUACACGGACCUCGGAGAAACGCUGAAGAAUCGCUCAGCACAGCUGAGUAGUUUGUUGCAGGAGGUGAAAGAGGCCCAGAAGGAGACAGAUGACAUGAUGCUGUGGCUGAAGGACAUGAAAAAGACCGCACAGUCCUGGAACAGUGCAGCCACAGAGAAAGACUCAGUGAAAACACAGCUUGAACAGCAGAAGGCAUUUGAAGAUAACAUGAAGCAAAAACAGGAGGUGCUUCAAAAGCUCAGAGAGAAGCUCCUCGACUUGAUUAAGACUCAUCCAAACUCACCCGAGGCAGCGAAAUGGAAGCAGAUGUUGGCAGAAAUAGAUGCUGCCUGGGCAGACAUCAGUGGCUCUGUUGAGGAGAGGAAGCAGCACCUGGAGCAGUCCAAUAAGAAUCUGGACAUCUUCCAAACAACGGAGCAGCAGCUUGGUCAGUGGCUUUCAGAGAAGGAGCUGAUGAUGAGUGUCCUCGGACCCCUCUCCAUAGACCCGAACAUGCUUAAAAUGCAGAAGCAACAAGUCCAGAUCCUCCAGAAUGAGUUUAAGAGCCGCAAACCUCAAUAUGAACAACUCGAGGAAGCUGCCUCCGCCAUCCUAAGCUCAUCAGGCGAUCAGCACCCUUCAAGUGGGAAGCUGGUGAAGGAGCAGCUUGCUGCAGUCACUCAGAAGUGGGCAGGCCUCACAGGACAGCUGGACCAGCGAGACAGCCUCAUUGAUCAGGCAGUGGUGAAAACCGGGAAGUUUCAGGAGUUACUGAGGAGCCUCAGUAACACUGCCACUCAGCUGGAGAGUCAGCUCACAAAUCAUCAGGGCCUCAGCACGCAACCUGAUGCCGUGAAGAAGCAGUUGGAGGAUGCCCAGAACAUCUCGGCUCAGCUGCGAGAGGAGAAGAAGAAGCUGAAGGAGGCUGAGGCCAUCAAUGAAGAGCUCACGGCGAUGGUGACUGAGGACUACCUCAAAGCAGACCUUGCAAGGCAGCUGGAGAGUGUUUGCAAGCCUUUUAAGCAGUUGGAAGAGAAAGCAGCAAAAAGAAUUGAACAGUUAAACUCCACCUUUGCCAGUUCUCAGCAGUUUCAUCAGACUUCCAAAGAUUUACAGUCAUGGCUGGGUGAGAAGCUCCAGGACCAAUCGAAGCCCAAACCCAUCUCUGCCAAAGUGGAGGUUCUGCAACAAACUGUGGAGGAGCACAGUAAAUUCCAGAAGGCUCUCAGUGAACAUGAAAAAGCUUUUAAUACAAUCACUGGAGAGGGAGAGAUGCUUCUGCACAACAUUGAUGGUGCGGAGAAGUUAGCACUACAAGGUCAGCUCACUACCCUCUCAUCCAACUGGGAAGAAGUGAAGAAGAGCUCCGCAGAGCAGGCUGACAAACUCCAAACUGCUCUGAUGAGAUCACUCAAGUAUCAGGAGCAUGCGGAGAAGCUUAACUCUUGGAUUCAGGAGUGUGAGGCUAGCGAGAGCCGAGUCAAGCUCACCGUUGAUCCUGCUGCUGUGGAGACUUCCAUUUCUCAGUUGAAAGCUCUCCAGAAGGAUGUUGAUAAGCACAGAGGGUUGGUGGAGCAGCUCAACGCAGCUGCAGAUAGCCUUCUUGAGGUGGCCAACACAGACACUGACGCUAUAAAAGAAGAGAAGGCUAGCAUUGGUAAAAGAGUAGACAAUAUAGUGGAAAGUCUGCAGAGCAAAAGGGAAUCUUUAGAGAAGAUCUCGCACACAGUAAAGGAAUUUAAUGAUGCGUGCAAAGAGGCAAAGACUCAGCUUGAGGGAGCUAAGAAGCAAGUGGAUGCCUAUGAAACACAGGGAGUUCAGGCGCACAGCAACAAGAGCCUAACCAACAUGAAAGCCCAACACAAGAGUUUAGAGGCUGUGCAGAAUCAAGUAGAGCACAUGAAGGCCUUGGCCAAGGACCUUGUGGUGGAUGUCCCAGAUGCUGAAGGAGUGACAGACCUCUUACUACAGGCAGACAGCAUAGAAAAAGACUACGGCAACCUUAAUAAGAAACUGGAGGAGACGUGUCAAGCAUUGGAGGGUAAACUGCAGGGUAUCGGACAGUUCCAAAACAACAUCCGCGAGAUGUUUGCACAGUUCACAGAGCUGGACGAUGAGCUUGACAGCAUGUCCCCAGUGGAUCUCAAUUUGGACACUCUUAAAGAACAGCAGGACAGCAUUCAGAGUUUUGUGGCUAAGCUGCGAGAGCUGAUGGCUAACACAGCCAAUGCUGGAGACAGCUGUAAGAAGAUGUUAGAGUCUGAACCCUCACCUGACCUUCUGGGCCUGAAGAGAGAUCUGGAUGCUCUGAGUAAGCAGUGUGGCAAACUGUUAGACAGAGCCAAAGGAAGAGAGGUCCAGGUGCAGAGUACUCUCACAAAGCUAGAGGAGCUGUAUGGUAAACUAAAUCAAAUGGAAGAUAAACUCUGCAGAGCUGUGGACAAGGAGGCAUCCCAGGAGCCAGUCGGCAUGGAGACAGAAGUGCUCAACCAGCAGCUGGAGGCUUUCAAGGCUUUUCAGAAAGAGGACAUUGAUCCACUGCAGAACCAGCUUCAAGACAUCAAUUCCCUCGGGCAGGGUCUGAUCCAGAAUGCUGCUAAAGGCACCAGCACUAAGAAACUCGAGGACGACCUGGAAGGUGUCAACUCUAAGUGGAAUACCCUCAACAAAAAGAUUGCUGAGCGUUCAGCCCAGCUGCACGAAGCCCUCUUGCACUGUGGCCAGUUCCAGGAUGCUCUGGAGUCCCUACUCAGCUGGUUGACUGACACGGAGGAGCUUGUGGCCAAUCAAAAACCUCCGUCUGCUGAGUUCAAAGUGGUGAAGGCACAGAUACAAGAGCAGAAGCUCUUACAGAGACUGCUGGACGACCGAAAGCCGACAGUGGAGCUGAUAAAAAAGGAGGGAGGGAAGGUUGCUGAACUGGCAGAGUCUGUGGAUAAGGAGAAAGUGGCAAAAGAGAUUGAAUGCCUGGGACAGAGGUGGGACACGCUUCUCAAGAAGGCUGAAAACAGGCACAAACAACUAGAGAGCAUCUUAGUGGUGACUCAGCAGUUCCAUGAGACUCUGGAGCCCCUGAGCGAGUGGCUGUCAGCCACAGAGAAACACCUCGCCAACUCUGAGCCAAUAGGCACUGAGACUUCUAAGCUGGAAGAUCAGAUAUCUCAGCACAAGGCAUUAGAGGAGGAGAUUAUGAAUCACAGUAAAGACCUGUUUCAGGCUGUCAAUCUUGGCCAAAUGCUCAAAACUGUGAGCUCAGUGGACGAUAAGGAGUUUGUUCAGUCUAAACUGGACACCACUCAGGCCAGUUACAUAGAGCUCCAGGAGCGAUGCAGGAGGAAAGCUGAGAUGCUUCAGCAAGCUCUGGCAAAUGCCCAGCUGUUUGGAGAGGAUGAAGUGGCUCUCAUGAACUGGCUCAACGAGGUACACACGAGGCUGACUGAAGUGUCGGUGGAAGACUACAGACUAGAGGUUCUUGAAAAGCAGCUGGCAGACCAACGGGCACUGCAAAGUGAUAUUGGCUUAAGGAAGAAGAAUGUUGACCAAGCCAUCUCCAAUGGGGUGGAGCUACUGAAGCAAACAACAGGUGAUGAGGUGAUUGUUAUCCAAGGCAAACUGGAUGGAAUAAAAACAAAAUAUGCUGAGAUAAACUCUAUGAGUGACAGUGUUUUAAAGACACUGGAGCAGGUUUUGAGUCUGUCUUCUAAGCUGCAGCAUACUCACACGGAUCUGAGCUCAUGGCUAGAGAAAGCAGAGGCUGAGAUUAAAAGCUUUGCCCAUCAGGAGCCAGUCGGCGAACAGCUGAUUCAUUCACAAAGCAGGCAAAAGGCCAUGUUGAAAGAGAUCAAAGACCAAAAACCAGUGUUGGACCAGCUGAAUGAGUUGAGCAGUUCACUCUUGGAUUUGGUCCCCUGGCACACUCGUGAGAGUUUGGACAAACUUGUGUCUGAGGAUAAUGAGAGGUACAGAGCUGCCUAUGACACUUUGACCCAGAAGGUCGACCAGAUCAAUGCUGACAUACUCAAGUCACAACAGUUUGAACAGGCCGCAGACAAUGAACUCUCCUGGCUGACUGACGCUGAGAGGAAACUGCUAUCGAUGGGUGAGAUCAGGCUGGAGCAGGACCAAACCACAGCUCAGCUCCAAGCACAGAAGAUUUUCUCCAUGGACAUCAUGAGACACAAAGAUGCUGUAGAUGAGAUUGUGAAAACAGGAAAGGCCAUCAUGACCAGCAAAAACCCAGAGGAGAAGGAAAUCUUAAAGGCCAAGACACAGACUCUCCUCGAGAAGUAUGGUGUCGUCAGCCAGCUGAAUUCUGAGCGCUGUCUGCAGCUUGAGCGAGCCCAGUCUCUUGCCACUCAGUUCUGGGAGACCUAUGAGGAGCUGGGGCCAUGGCUUCAGGAAACUUUAAGCACCUUCAGCCAGUUACCCCCGCCUGCCAUCGAGUACGACACGCUCAGGCAGCAACAAGAGGACCUCAGGCAAAUGCGGGAACUGAUUGCAGAGCACAAGCCCCAUAUUGACAAGAUGAAUAAAACUGGUCCUCAGUUACUUGAGCUCAGCCCAGUGGAGGGUGAGCCCAUCAGAGAGAAAUACACAGCCACUGACCAACUUUACACCAAACUGAAAGCUGACGUCAAGCAGAGAGCUGCCACUUUGGAUGAAGCCAUCUCCAAAUCCACUCAGUUCCAUGAUAAAAUUGAUCCCAUGCUUGAAUCCCUGGAACGGAUCGCUGAACGCCUCCACCAGCCUCCAUCCAUCUCAGUGGAGGUGGACAAGAUCAAGGAGCAGAUUACUGAAAAUAAGACGGUCUCUGUGGAUUUGGAGAAGCUGCAGCCGUCUUAUGAGACACUGAAGCAACGAGGUGAAGAGAUGAUCGCACGAUCCGAAGGGACAGACAAGGACCUGUCUGCCAAAGCUGUGCAAGACAAACUGGACCGCAUGGUUUUCCUGUGGAACGACAUCCAGGCAUUGGUGGAAGAGCGGGAGGCGAAGCUGCUGGAUGUGAUGGACCUCGCAGACAAGUUCUGGUGUGACCACACCGCCCUCAUCGUCACCAUUAAAGACAGCCACGACCUGCUGAGGGAGCUGGAGGAGCCCGGAGUCGAUCCUUCAGUCGUCAAACAGCAGCAGGAAUUUGUGGAGGGAUUUAAGGAGGAGAUUGAUGGGCUGCAGGAGGAACUCGAUGGGGUUCAAAACCAGGGUGCAGAGCUCAUGACUGCCUGCGGGGAACCUGAUAAACCUGUGAUAAAGAAAAGCUUGGAUGAAGUGAAUACAGCGUGGGAGAAUCUCAAUAAGACGUGGAAGGAAAGAGGAGAGAGACUGGAAGAAGCCAUGCAAGCUGCCGUGCAGUUUCAAGAUGGCCUGCAGGGUAUGUUUGACUGGGUGGAUAUUCUGGAGAGCAAGCUGGAUUCAAUGUCACCUGUGGGCACGGAUCUGGAAACCGUCAAGCAGCAGAUUGUGGAACUCAAGGAGUUCAAAGGAGAAGCGUACCAGCUACAGAUUGAGAUGGAGCGUCUGAACCACCAGGCCGGCCUCCUGCUGAAGAAGGUGACAGAGGAGGCUGACCGCUCCGCCAUCCAGGAGCCGAUGUCUGAACUCAAAAUGCUUUGGGACAACCUGGAUGAGAAGAUCAUCAGUCGGCAGCACAAACUGGAGGGAGGCCUUCUCGCACUGGGGCAGUUCCAGCAUGCACUGGAUGAGCUGCUGGCCUGGAUGAGCCACACCGAGGAGCUGCUCAAUGAACAGAAAAAUGCUGGAGGAGACCCCAAAGCCAUCGAGAUAGAGCUCGCCAAGCACAACGUCCUCCAGAUAGAUGUGUUGGCUCACAAGUCAACAGUCGAGACAGUGAACAAAGCCGGCAAUGAUCUGGUGCAGUCCAGCGCUGGAGAGGAAGCUUCUAGUCUGCAGAGCAAACUGGAGAAUCUGAACCAGCGAUGGAAAGCCAUCCUGGAAAAGACGGAGCAGAGGAAGCAACAGCUGGAAAGCUCUCUGCUUCAGGCUCAGGGUUUCCAUGGUGAGAUAGAAGACAUGCAGCAGUGGCUGAAAGACACAGAACGUCAGCUGUUGGCAUCAAAGGCUGUGGGAGGCUUACCAGACACGGCCCGGGAGCAGCUUAACGCCCAUCUGGAGUUGUGUUCUGCCUUUGAGGCUAAAGAGGAGCUGUAUCGGGAGCUCCAGAACAAGGGUCACCAACUGCUAACGAUGAUGCCCGAGAGUCCAGACAGUAACACGGAGCAGGACCUCGCCAACCUGAAGGAAAAAUGGGAAGCGGUGCAAGCGAAGGUCGCUGAAAGAAAGGUGAAACUAGAAGAAGCUUUGACUGUGGCCACAGAUUUCCACAACUCCCUGCAAGAUUUCAUCAACUGGCUAACCCAAGCAGAGCAGACGCUGAACACGGUUUCCCCCGCUUCCCUCAUACUGGAGACCAUCAUGUUUCAGAUAGAUGAGCAUAAGAUGUUUGUGACAGAGGUAAACUCCCACAGAGAACACAUUAUUGAACUGGACAAGACGGGCACACAUCUGAAGUACUUCAGCCAGAAACAGGAUGUGGUCCUGAUAAAGAACCUGCUGCUCAGCGUGCAGGGGCGCUGGGAGAAGCUGGUGCAGAGGUCUGUUGAGCGGGGUCGUCUACUGGACGACGCCAGGAAGAGGGCGAAGCAGUUCCAUGAAAAUUUCAAUAAACUGAUGGAGUGGUUAGAUGAAUCUGAGAAGACUCUGGACUCUGAAGUGGAAAUUGCCAAUGAUCCCGAUAAAAUCAAGACGCAGCUGGCACAGCACAAGGAGUUCCAAAAAGCUCUUGGCAGCAAACACUCUGUGUAUGAUACUACCACUCGAACAGGACGGGCCCUGAAAGACAAGACCUCUCUACAGGAUGAUAGACAGAAGCUGGACGACAUGCUGAGUGAACUGAGGGACAAAUGGGACACUGUUUGUGGGAAGUCAGUGGAAAGACAAAACAAGCUGGAAGAGGCCUUGUUGUUCUCCGGCCAGUUUACAGAUGCUCUCCAGGCUCUUAUUGACUGGUUGUACAGAGUGGAACCUCAGCUGGCUGAGGACCAGCCCGUACACGGAGACAUAGACCUGGUUCUCAACCUGAUAGACAACCACAAGGUUUUUCAGAAGGAGUUGGGAAAGCGGACAGUAAGCGUCCAGGCCCUCAAACGUUCAGCAAGGGAGCUGAUUGAGAACACUCACGAUGACUCCUCCUGGGUCAAAGUCCAGAUGCAGGAGCUGAGCACGCGCUGGGAGACGGUGUGCAACCUGUCGGUGUCUAAGCAGGCCCGGCUGGAGCAGGCUUUGGGCCAGGCUGAAGAGUUUCACUCUGCUGUUCACAUCCUGCUGGAGUGGCUAGCUGAGGCAGAGCAAAGUUUGCGCUUCCACGGCAGCUUGCCCGACGAUGAAGAAGCUCUGCGUGCGCUUAUCGAACAACACAAGGUGUUCAUGAAAAAACUGGAAGAAAAGCGAGUGGCUCUAAAUAAAGCGGCCAGCAUGGGGGAGGCCAUUCUCAGCAUCUGCCAUCCAGACUCUAUCACAACCAUCAAGCACUGGAACACCAUCAUUAAAGCCCGCUUUGAAGAGGUGCAGGCUUGGGCCAGACAGCACCAGCAGCGACUGGCCACAGCCCUCACUGAGCUGCUAGCUACUCAGGAGCUGCUGGAGAAUCUUCUGACGUGGCUACAGUGGGCUGAGACCAACCUCAACGACAAGGAUAAGGAGCAACUCCCUCAGGAGAUCGAGGAGGUCAAAAACCUCAUAGCAGAACACCAGGCAUUCAUGGAGGAAAUGACCAGGAAGCAACCAGAUGUUGACAAAAUCACCAAGACACACAAAAGGAAGGCUGCUGCGGAGCCCCAGAUCCAGUCUCAGAUCCCCGUGUUGGACAAAGGAAGAGCUGGAAGAAAACGUUCUCCCACGCAAGCGAUGUAUGCAUCAUCAACACAAGCUCCCAUUGAAACAAAGAACCCACGGGUUAACCUGCUGGUGACCAAGUGGCAGCACGUGUGGCUGCUGGCUUUGGACAGAAGGAGGAAACUCAAUGAUGCUUUGGACAGAUUGGAGGAGCUAAAAGAAUUUGCCAACUUUGACUUUGAUGUGUGGCGGAAACGUUACAUGCGCUGGAUGAACCAUAAAAAGUCUCGCGUCAUGGACUUCUUCCGCCGCAUUGACAAAGACCAAGAUGGCAAAGUGACGCGACAGGAGUUCAUAGAAGGCAUUCUCUCCUCCAAAUUCCCAACAAGUCGUCUGGAGAUGAGCGCUGUGGCAGACAUCUUUGACAGAGACGGUGACGGCUACAUUGACUACUACGAGUUUGUAGCAGCUCUACAUCCCAACAAAGACGCUUACAAACCACUAACAGAUGCUGACAAAAUUGAGGACGAGGUCACGCGCCAAGUGGCGAAGUGCAAAUGUCCAAAACGAUUCCAGGUGGAGCAAAUUGGUGCCAAUAAAUACCGGUUCUACCUUGGAAAUCAGUUUGGUCUGGUUCACUGCUUACAUGACUCCUUAAUCGGCGAUGAGACAAUAGCAAACAGGGAAAAUCAAAAUCUUACCCCCCACCUACACGUUGCAGUUUUGGAAAGCUGUAUUCUGUUUGGAGACUCUCAGCAGCUUCGCCUUGUGAGAAUUUUGCGCAGCACUGUGAUGGUGCGGGUGGGAGGAGGCUGGAUGGCGCUGGAUGAGUUUCUGGUGAAGAAUGACCCCUGUCGAGUGCAUCACCACGGGAGCAAAAUGUUGCGCUCGGAAUCAAACUCUUCAAUUACUCAGUCUCCUAUAGCUAAAGGCAGGACCAAUGUGGAGCUGCGAGAGAAGUUCAUCCUCCCAGAGGGAACCACUCAAGUGAUGGCAAGCUUCCGCUACAGAGGCCGGAGGUCUCGGCCGUCAUCUCGAGGAGCUUCUCCCAACAGAUCCACCUCCAGUCAGAGCCUCCCCGUCCCCACCAACCCAGCAGCGACCAGCACACCCAAGAAUCCCCAACACAUAACCCGCAAUUAUGAUAAGCCAUGGCUUACAAACAGCAAACCCUCCACUCCUCUUAAAUCAUCAGACUCCUUUGGGAGCCAAGGUUCAUCCUCAGAGAGUAAUCCGGUUCAAGGCAGCAAAUUGCGUUUGCCUGGGUACCUGUCCGGCAAAGGAUUUCAGUCAGGUGAAGAGGGAAGCUUGAUCAGCGCUGCUGUACUAAAAGCUCGAAAUCAGACAAUAGGUGAAUCGAGAAAAAAUUCCAGCCGACCAGGAAGUAAAGCCGGAAGCAGAGGAAGCAGUCGCAGAGGAAGUGACGCCUCCGACUUUGACAUCUCAGACAUCCAGUCCGUGUGCUCAGAUGUUUCCGAGACGGUCGGCGACUCUGCCAGAGCGACGCCUCGCUCCGCAUCCCGUCAACACGGAGGGAAACCCUCUAAGAUCCCCACACCUCAAAGAAGAAUGACCCCUACAAGCAAACUGGCCAAGGGAUUGAAGCGAUAGACAGUGGCCUUGAAAACAAACAAACAAACAAACAACCCAGGAGCUAUUUGCACCCUAAACACAUAAUGGACACUGGAGAUGUGUAACUUAAAGAAAAAAAAAAGAAAAAAGACUGCAAAUGUGUCACGUGUUAUUUAAAUUCUUGCAAAGAUGUAAAAUAUUCUGUUAAGAGGCAAUAUGGUUUAAUAUUUUGUGAGAAUGGAAAGUCAAUGGCCUUGUGUAUUUGUUUUUAAUGUAUUUUAUUUUUUGUGAAAAUAUGUCAAAUUGUUUUUAUUGUACUUUAUUUUUAUUUAUGCAAAUCCUGUAGAGGAUUGAUGAACACUAGAAAAUCUGGGAAUGAUCAAGCCGAACUAACAUUUCUACACUAAUGAAGGGCAAAGAUGCAGGAUAGUGCUCUAAGAGUUACUGAAUGUACUAUUAUUUAUGUAUGCUUUUGUUUGGAGUAGAUGGUGCAUUAUGGUACCGUUCGACACACUGCGAUUAUCUAUUUAAGUGCUAUGUUAUACUGCCAACAUGCAUUUAAAGGGCAAUGCAAUAUAUUACAAUAAACCCCACUAAGCACUGCAGAAGCCUUCGAAAACCCCUAUUUAAGACAAGUAGCAGAAACCUCGUAACCACGACGCUUUUAUGUCCCCGUUUGUCAGCAGCUGCAGCCCGUCUUUUGUUUAAACACCUCACAGCAAAUGAGUACUCUGACCUCGAAGAGGUAACACUUCAUGUAGACAUUCUCUGUGCAUCCAUGUCAAUGUAUGGUUAAUUUCGGUAGAGCUGAAAUUGUUACUGUAACAUUACUUUGUAAUAAACCUGCUUGCAGAAAGCCACCAGAGACUGGUGUGCACCACAGAA